AUGUGCUACAUUAAGUUUAUGUGUGCUGCAGUAGGUUUACAUGAUGCAUUACAGUUCUGCAAGAUCCGGCAGGCGGGCAGUGGCAAGGAGAUGAAGUCGAGUGUUCUGCAAGAUCCGGCAGGCGGGCAGUGGAAGGAGAUGAAGUCGAGUGCGGGCAGCGGCAAGGAGAUGAAGGCGAAAGGGCCCAAGGAGAAGAAGCUUGUACUCACUACAGAGGACCUCGCUGCUGCAUUGAAAGAGGUGGAGAUGUGCGAGAGAGGAGUAGCACAGGAGGGUGGUGUGACAGAGGAGAGAAGAGAAGGAGGAGAGGGAGUAGAUGCUGAGAAAGGGGGGGAGACAGUGGAGAAGCAACAGCAGGAGGAGAGGGAGAAGGGUGUUGAAAAUGAGGCUGAUAUCGACGAAAAUAAUGGCAGUAGGGAGGAGUAUUACCUCCUUUCUCCUGUUGAGGAGGACGGAGAUGCAGACGAGGUGUUGACGGUUGACGAUGCCUUUGAUUCCAUAGGUUUCGGCCCUUAUCAGCUCUUCCUCGUGUGCUAUACUGGCCUUGCAUGGCUCGCUGAUGCCAUGGAGAUGAUUCUGCUCUCCUUCGUGGGACCAGCGGCGCGGUGUGAGUUUGGACUUUCAGCAGCAGAGGAGAGCCUCAUAGCGAGUGUGGUGUUCCUGGGUGUAUUUUUGGGCUCCUACGUGUGGGGCCUCGUGGCAGAUGCCUACAGCAGAAGGAGAGGGUUCACCAUGACACCGCUGCCCUCUUCACAAUCAGCCACCUCUCGUCUCUCUUGCUCCCAUGCUCUCAUCUUCUGUCUGUCCAUAUCAGGGGCUCCUACGUGUGGGGCCUCGUGGCAGAUGCGUAUGGAAGGAGGAGGGGGUUCAUGGCCUCUGCUCUCUUCAACUCAAUUGCCUCGUGUUUCUCUGCCUUUCCUUGUCUCUCAUCUUCCUUUUCACUCAUCUUGCAUCCGCAAUGCCAGGGGCUCCUACGUGUGGGGCCUCGUGGCAGAUGCCUAUGGAAGGAGGGGGUUCAUGGCCUCUGCUCUCUCAAGUGAAACACCUCAAUCCAACGGCAUCUCGUCUCUCUUCCUCCCAUGCUCUCAUCUUCUGUCUGUCCAUAUCAGAGGCUCCUAUGUCUGGGGCCUCGUGGCAGAUGCCUACGGAAGGAGGAGGGGGUUCAUGGCCACUGCUCUCUUCACUCUCUUCGCUGGCUUGCUCAGUGCGUGGUCACCCACCUUCCUCGCCCUCCUCAUCUCUCACUGCCUUGUGGGGUUUGGCAUCGGAGGGGCUUCUGUGCUACUCUCUCACUCAGUAUUCUCCUCUCCUCUUCCCUCUUCCCUCCACCACACAGUGCGUGGUCGCCCACCGUCCUCACUCUCCUCAUCUCUCGCUGCCUUGUGGGGUUUGGCAUCGGGGGGGUGGUGGUUGCCGAACAUCCCCUCACCAUCCCUCCCUUCCUUCCCCCACACCACACCACACAGUGCAUGGUCCCCAACCUUCCUCACUCUCCUCGUCUCGCGCUGCCUCGUGGGGUUUGGCAUCGGGGGGGCAUCCGUGGUCUUUUCCCUCUGCUCCGAAUUCCUUCCCUCCCACUGUCGGGGUUUCUGGCUCGUGUUUAUCGAGUUCUUCUGGACGAUUGGGUCGCUAAUAGAGGCGGCGCUUGCUUGGGCAGUCAUGCCGAGCCUACACUGGAGGGCCCUAGUGCUCCUCUCUGCUGCGCCCUUUGCUCUUCUGCUGCUGCUCUACCUUCCUUCCCCAGUCACAAUACACCUUUCUCCUCUUGCUCCUCUCCCUCCCUUCCUCUCCUUUUUUCCCACCCUGUGUCUGUCUCGUCCUGUCUUCCCUCCCUCCCUCCCUCUCGUCUUGCCUUCUCUCCCCUUCCCUUACCCUCCCUGCCCAUCCCUUCCCCUCCAUGCCCCUCCCACCUCUUGCCUCUCUUCCAGCGUUUUAGUGCUCCUCUCUUCAGCACCUUUGCUCUUCUGCUGCUGCUCUACCUUCCUUCCCGAGUCACAAUACACAUUUCUCCUCUCGCUCCUUCCCCCUUCCUCUCCUCUUUCCCCACACUGCCCCUCUCUCGUUUUUCCCUCCCUCCCUCCCUCCCUCCCUCCCUCCCUCCCUCCCUCCCUCCCUCUCCGUUUGCCUCCACCCCAGGAUGCUAGUUCUCCUCUCUGCUACGCCCUUUGCGCUCCUGCUGCUGCUCUACCCUUUCCUUCCCGAAUCGCCUCGGUUUCUCCUGGUCAGUAA
Messenger RNA from Closterium sp. NIES-65, 2229 nucleotides. Lineage: Eukaryota; Viridiplantae; Streptophyta; Zygnematophyceae; Desmidiales; Closteriaceae. The record is from the annotation of a GenBank genome assembly.